Oryzias melastigma (Indian medaka) is the source of this 5174-nucleotide messenger RNA. RefSeq names its product SH3 and PX domains 2B (gene sh3pxd2b). Gene Ontology annotation, molecular function: phosphatidylinositol binding; protein binding; superoxide-generating NADPH oxidase activator activity. The record is from RefSeq and is a predicted model, not a curated record. Gene Ontology annotation, biological process: superoxide anion generation. Bases 1021 to 3759 code for a protein of 912 amino acids. The transcript is spliced from 14 exons. Lineage: Eukaryota; Metazoa; Chordata; Actinopteri; Beloniformes; Adrianichthyidae.
UCACCAUUAAUAGCUGGUCCGCUAGCGUUAGCACAGAGCUUCCAAUGGUUGAAUAUGCACAACAACAGUGGUUUUAUUACUUUAAAAAGUCAUACUAUAACAAAAAGUCAUUACUUAUAUUUAAAUGUAAACAUCUGUCCUUCAGCCGCACCCACAUGAAGAAAGGCGCAAGGUUUACCCUCGUGACGGAGGACUUAUUAUUCCUCCACUUGGAGGGUGAAAUUUAAAAAAAAAUAUUCCGGACACAACUUGCACUAAAACUGCCCCUUCAAAUGGAGGGAAAGGGAGAAAAGAAGAAUACGGCUUGGCCAAAGAGUUUAGUUAGCAUGUUUUUACGCUGAAUAUUGCGUUUCAUAUGUUGCGCUAAUGUACUAAACACUUAUUCAAUUCCUUUUAGAUUUCAUGAAGCUAAAUAAACAUAAAUGUGUAGCAUACAUAGGCCUAUAUUCAGUCUGUUAUCUGGUCUAUUUUUUAAUAAAUUUCUCCCAAAAGUGCAACUUUUACUUCGGGUGUGACUAAUAUAGGAUUUUUUUGUUUUAUAUUUUUAUUUGUAUCUGUAUUUCUUAGGGUAUAAAUGGAUUUAGAUAGAGUUCCAGAGUUGAUGGAUUUCUUUUUUGCAUGUAGUCAUUGUCAGUUCUCCAUAGCCCUCAGCUCCCAGCAGCCUGUGGUUCUCUGACGCGGGAGGGUUGGUCCGUGGUGUUUUCCAGCUGCUCGAAUGGGAGUGGGCGAGCUGGGAUAGGCUGGGAGUUUGGUCGGAGCCGUCAGCGGGUCUGCACAAGGCAAAAGAAAGUGGAAAAGGACCGACUGAUAGAUAGCUAACUUCUGAGGCUCUGAGAGGUGGCACGGGAAAGAAACGCAACAGAUUAGCGGAUAUUUGAACGGGAGAGCUUUUGGGUUCGAGCGGCGCGUGUGUGAAGAGAACGUCCUUAGAAAACUUUUCUUUUUCCAGACGGGUUUGUUCGGUCUUCAAAGCCCUCAGAGGACUCUGUCUUUUUGCCGUAACCCCGUAGAGAGGACAUCAUGCCGCGGCGAACCGUGCAAGAGGUGACCGUGCAGGAUGUGCAGAAACGAAGGACUCCCAACAAACACUACGUUUAUAUAAUCAAGGUGUCUUGGAGUGAUGGCAGCACAGAAACAAUUUACAGACGCUACAGCAAGUUCUUUGACCUUCAGAUGGAAUUGCUGGAUAAAUUCCCAGUGGAAGGAGGACAGAAAGACCCAAAACGCCGCAUCAUUCCAUUCCUACCUGGGAAGAUUCUGUUCAGACGGAGCCAUAUAAGAGAUGUAGCGAUGAAGAGGCUGAGACCCAUCAAUGAAUACUGCCGGGCUCUAAUUCAGCUGCCAGUCUACAUUUCUCAGUGUGAGGAGGUCAGAAUAUUCUUUGAGACCCGACCUGAGGACCUCAACCCUCCAAAAGAGGAACUGAUGGUGAAGAAGAAACCAGGAGACUCCAGCUGCGGCGACGCUCUUCUACUUGACCAGUAUGUGGCAGUAACUGACUAUGAAAAGCAGGAGAGCUCUGAGAUCAGCCUCCGUGUGGGUCAGGUGGUGGAGGUCAUUGAGAAAAAUGAAUCUGGAUGGUGGUUUGUGAGUUCUGAAGAUGCGCAGGGCUGGGUCCCUGCCACCUGCCUGGAGGCACAGGAUGACCCUGAUGACUUCACACUACCAGGGGAGGAAGUUCCACGGAGAUUCUGGUCAUUCCCCAGGCAUGUGGGUCGACGCAGAACUUUAGGGGAUCUGUUCAGCACAGGCUUUGGGCAAGAAGAGAAAUAUUCGGUGAUUUAUCCAUACUCAGCCAGGGAUCAGGACGAGAUUGACCUAGAGAGAGGCAUGGUUGUGGAGGUUAUCCAGAAGAAUUUGGAAGGGUGGUGGAAGAUCAGGUACCAGGGCCGUGAGGGCUGGGCCCCUGCCUCCUACCUGAAGAAAUCCGACAUUCAAAGCCAGAGACAGUCAGCAGGCGCUGCUGCUCAUGCCAGUGCGAAUGACUUGGAGGGAUUUUCUAAACAAAGCCCACAAAACAAUGCCAAGGACAACAAGGAAAACAGACUUUCACUUUUCUCAGAAAACAUCAAAAGUAAAGUGGGGUCCCGGCACAGACCACCUCCUCGCAGAGAUCUAACCAUUCCACGAGGAACAAACUUACCAAAGCCGCCUGUUCCUCCUCUCGUGGAAGAAGAAUUCUACACCAUAGCAGACUUUCAGACCACCAUUCCUGAUGGAAUUAGCUUCCAGGCCGGAGUCAAAGUUGAGGUGAUAGAGAAGAAUGGAAGCGGUUGGUGGUACAUUCAGAUAGAUGAAAAAGAAGGCUGGGCACCCGCCACCUUUAUUGACAAGUACAAGAAGACCAGCAAUGCGCUGAGACCCAAUUUCCUGGCUCCACUGCCCAAUGAGAUGGAGAAGCUGAGGCUGGAGGAUGGUGGUUCUUCAAAUGCUACAGGCACAGAUGACACCUGGUCUAAGCCAUUGCCAGAUGAACCAACUGCAGUCCAGGACACUCACACUCGGCCUAAACUGAGAGACUGGAAGACCGGUGCCACCAAGGGAAACCCUGCUUUCUCUGGGCCUUUGCCUCCAGCUCCGGCAGCACCUCCAGUUGAGGAGAAGCCGGCUUUGCCGCCACGAAGGGAGUCUAUUAAUAAAAGCUUUGAGUUUGAGGGGGUUGAGAAGCCAAGAUCUGAUCAUUCCAAGCCUUUGCCCCCAAAACCACCAGCACCGGGGGUUAUUGUGCCCCUUGUGACACCCAAGACAGCACCCUUUAAACCAGACAAACCACCAGAGGCCAAAAAGGAAGAUAAGAGCAAAGCACUCCACCUGAAGAAUGAAAUGGGUCUGGAAUGUGGUCAUAAGGUCUCUGCCAAAGAGGUUAAGAAGUUCAACCUUAAACCUGUACCCAAACAGCCACCCAAACCCAAGGCAGAGGUGCCAGAAGAGAAACCAGAGGUGGCUGGACCUGCAGUGUUAAUGAAACCCAAGCCAGUAAUCCGACCUAAACCUGCCCCAGCUGCCAAGCCAGAAGCGCUAGCGGAGAAUAAAGUAGACAUCACCAACCUGAGAAGUAAGUUAAGACCAUCAAAACCUUUAGAUCCAGGCUCUGCAGAUGGUAACCAUCAGAAUGAAGCGGUAGAGUCAGGAAAUGGUUCCUCCCCAAUUCAGAUCCCAACUUCUAAUUCCGAUAAAUCUUCUGAUGAGUCCAAACUCACCCCAAAACACAGAAAUCAACUGAGUAAGGACAGUUCAUCACCUCCUACAAAACCAGCAGUGCCCCCCCACAAGGAACCCCCUCAGAGACCCGCCAUGGCGCCACGUAGACCACCUCCUCCAAAGAAAGCUGAGCAAUCAGGUCCUACUGAAACCAAACCACAGGUUCUGAAAGAACCCCCGGAAAUCCCCAAGAAUGGAUUGCCGCAACUCAGCAGACCCCCUCCGCCCAAACCCAAGGGGUUUGUUCAGCCACCUGCAAGCAAAGACAAGGAGGAGCCCAAGGGGAAUAAACUCCCAAUUCCUCCCAAGCCCCAGUUAAAGAGUGAGAAGCCCGGACCCCCCAAAGACAAGCUUCCACCUUUGCUCAAGGACAGCAGCAAGGACGAGCUUUAUCUAGCUGUGGCGGACUUUGAAGGGGAUGAGCAAACAUCCAGGUUCAAGGUUGGCACAGUGUUUGAGGUUCUGGAAAAGAACAGCAGUGGUUGGUGGUUCUGCAAAAAUGUUGGAGAAGACAGUGAGGGCUGGAUCCCUUCAAAUUACCUGAGCAAGAAACCUUAAGUAGGAAAUCUGCUCUUAAAUACAAAAAAGAAAAAAAAAUAUUUUCCUGCUAUGUAGUAUUUUUUAUUUAUAGGUACCUUUUUCUAAACGUAAUAAUACAUUCUACCAAGUAACUGAACCAGCAAUACCACAUGACCUCCUUUGGGUUUUGUGAGGUUUACUUUUCUCUUUAUUUCGUAGAUUUUUUUGGCUUCUCAGUCAAACUCUUAUGUCUUUGCUCAGGCCAGACACUAAAGGAGCAGUUCAUGUUUCUCCACUCUUGCCUUUUCUGAUGCAGUGCCUCAAUGCUAUGUGCAAAGUGCUUCAAGCUGUAGAUUUAGUGAUUUUUAGAAUUAGGCAACUCUAAGAAAAAAAAAAAAAUCCUCUUCAGCCAAAGAUUCAAAACUACCAAAACCCUAAAAGUACAAAAAGUUCUCCUGCAUUUUCUAGUAUUAGUCGAAAUUUUGUCAAGUAGAUGUGCAGUCUGUCGAACAAGCAAGAUAUACAUUAUUUCUAAUUUACAAUGACUUUUAUGUGCACUUUUUUCAGGUCAGUUCAGGUGAGUUAAGUGAGCACUUUGCAGACCAUAGAUGUGGACAAAGAAAGCCAGAUUGCAUUUAAGUCUCUUGCAAGCAAUUUCCUUCGCCAAGGUUUUAUAUUUGUAUUAUACAUUUAACUUUUCUGUAAUUGAAUAUCCAUCUUAGUCAAUUUACAAUAAGUGGGAAAUAGGAGAGAACUAGUUAAUAGGUUGGGGAAAAAGUAUUUUCAAAUGUUCCACAUCUUGAAUUGAAAUGUGUAAAAUGUGAAUUGCAGAGCACAUCUGGCCAUGAAAACAGAGGAUUUCCACUAAUGUGUGCAAUCAUUUACAGUAUUGUAAGUGUACAGGAUGUUAACUCAAGUUCGGUGCUGGGAUAAAACAAAGUUGUGAGCAUUGUCAAAAAUGUUUUACAUGAAUGCUUGACUGGUUUCAAGCAUGGUCAGUAUGACAAAUAUUUUUUAUUGUACAGUGUGAGUCAUAUCUUAACUGAUUUUUUUAUUUUCCAUCUAGUAUUUUUUUCUUUUGAGUACUAAAUAAACAAAAGCAGAAACGUGGCAAUUGUUUAGCUAAAUCAAACAUCUCAUUACCCAAAAUAGUCAAAGACAUUUAUGUCAAAUAAUUAAAAAAUGUAUUGAUCCAAAUUACAGACAAGGCUAGAAGCUGUGAUACCGUGAUGCUACUAGUUGCUAUACUUUUCUACAUUUUAUACAAAUGACUAGAAAUUGGAUAUAAAAAAUCUUUAUACAAUUUUAAGAAAAACAUUGGAAGGAUUCAGAACACCAAAAGACAAUAAACGUGAAUGCAAUGUCAUUUCAGUAUUGAUUUUAAUUUUUUUUUCUAUAUGUAAUUGUCAUUUCCAGCCUCCUUUUUGAGUCAAUAAAUUAGAUUUUCCACAUGU